AUGGGCAAGAGGGGCUUCGACAAAGAGGGACGUGUGGUUCAGCCCCCCUUCAACACAGGGGAAGAGAAGAAGAUCUUUCCGCAGUUCCACCCGCACAACCUGUUGGGAAACAAGUAUCUCCCCCUUCUAGGAGCGCCCCACAGAGGGCCUGGGUGCUACACAACAGACACUAGGUAUGACUGGGCGUACAACCUCUCCAAAACCCCGACCAGUAAGAAAGGAUACGCGUUGGGAGCCAGAACAACCAUGAGAUUUAAGCUGAAUAAGGAUCUGACACCUCACCCAGCCACAUACCAGUCAAUAGAUCUUCAGGAGGGAAAACAAAAACAAAGUUUUGCUCCAUUUAAUGUCAUGUUGCCUCGAUUUGUGAAACGCUCAAAGGACGUGAGUUAUCCUGGCCCUGACAUGUACAACCCAGUGAUAAAACCACCCCCAAAAGUCACCUGGCCAAUGAAAUUUGGAUCUCCAGACUGGGAUCAGAUUCCACGUCUGCGGAAGAGGACCAUAAAAGCUGAGUUGCCCAGCGACAAGGACUUCAGAAGAUAUCGGAACCGCAUGGCCUACUUGAGCCUGUUUUAUGGUUCCGAAGCCGGGCCUUCCUUCGCGUGCUCCUCCUGA
Messenger RNA from Pipistrellus nathusii (Nathusius's pipistrelle), 618 nucleotides. Lineage: Eukaryota; Metazoa; Chordata; Mammalia; Chiroptera; Vespertilionidae. The record is from the annotation of a GenBank genome assembly.